AUGAAUAACGGCCCUCAAGGCCAGGGCCAACCUGGCGGUUCGCAACAAGGCAUGCCGCCUCGACCACCUACAAUGCUCAAACCUGAAAUGAUGCGCCAGCUACCCCCUGGCGCUUUUACGGAUGAAGAGAAAUUGAAAUGGGAAAACGGGCUCAGAGGAUUGUGGACUCAGAUUGAGAAUAAUCCCGCGGAAUCACCAACACACCAAGAGGCAAAACGCAAAUUGAUGGAGUUCUCCAAGUCGGUCACGAUGAAGAUGCAGAAUUAUCGCGCACAGCAGCAGCGACAACAAGUACAGCAAGCGCAGCAAGCCCAACAGGCUCAACAAGCUCAACAAGCACAUCAGCAGCAGCAGCAGCAGCAGGCUCAAGCUCAACAAGCUCAACAAAAUCAACAAAAUCAACAAACUUCACAGGCGCAACAAGCCCAACAAGCUAUGCAGCCCGCACCAGCUUCUUCAAAUAACGCGGCUCAACAGAACCCAGCUCCACAGCAGAGCGAGCAAGCUCCACCAUCACAGGAAGGUCAAGCUAGUGGGUCUAAUGCUGGAAGUUCUUCCCAGCAACAACCACGACCUCAAGUUGCUGGUCAACUACCUGAAAAGCUGUUACAACAUAUUAAAACAUUCCCCUGGACUGCUCCACCUCAAUAUACCCCGCAAUCACCAGAAUGGACUAAGUGGAUGUCAGAAAUCAAGAGCAAAUAUGCCAAAGGGCUGAUGGCCAUGGAAAAGGCAACUUCGCAGCUGAAGGGUUUGGAAGAAUAUAUUAAGAAGAAGAGAGAAGAAAGAAGUGCAACGGAACAAGAUGAAACAGAUUAUCAGGCAAGAGCGGCAGAGUUCAGGAAACAACACGGUUUGGCCAAGAAGUUUGUCGAAGACAUUAGAGACAGCCAGAAACGCCUCCAACCACAAAACCCUCAUCAAGGGCAACCACAGCAUCCUCAACAAUCACAAGCUUCUGGAGCCGGUCCAUCUGAUAAUGUCAAUGGGAAUACCGCUGGUGUUGCAAGUCAUAGCAACCAAGGGGUUCAAGGAAGUGUCCAAAUGAAUCAGACACAAGGAGCACCUCGACCACCCAUGAAUUUGCAGCAGCCAUCCAACCCAGCUUUACAAAAUACUCAAACUGUCAAUGCUGCUAUUGAGCAGGCUCGCAAUCAACAAAUUGCUGGCGGUAAUCGACCACCUAUGCCACAAGGACACCAGUCCCAAGGCCCGCAAAUACCUACACCAGCUGCACCUUCCCAACAAGCUAUGGCCCAACCUCAACCUGGUCAGGCCCAAAGUGUCAAGCCGGAACCACCAAUGCCAGGUCCAAUCAAUACUGCAAUUACUCAAAUGCAGAAUAAUCAACAACGUCCAGGUCAAACAAAUUCACCUCAAUCAGCUAUUCCUCAAUCGGCAACGUCAAUCAGUGCGCCAAAUCCUGGUCCUCCAAGGGCUUUAACUCACCAAGCAGCAUUGCAAACCGCGGCUCAAAGUUAUUCCAGUGCCGGCGGACAAACGAGCGGUACACCUAAUACGGUUAUGGGCCACUCGCAUACUCACCCUAAUGCUAUGCCUAGGGAACAACAAAAUCCAAGCUCACAAAAGCUCCCAAUUCCCAAACAUUUACCAGAAAGAGCAGUGGCACCACCACAACCAGUACAAAUGGGUCAAUCACGUCCUUCAUUUACUGGUGGUCCAUCAGGUGCUGGUAACGGAGUCAUGGGUCAACCGGUUCUUGCAAAGACCCCAGGCUACGUUUUGGAUGGUGAUGGCGAUCGUGUUUUGAGUAAGAAGAAAUUGGAUGAGCUUGUCAGACAGGUUACUGGUGGUGGAGAGAAUGUUGCAGGUGGUGGGUUAACUGCUGAAGUUGAGGAGUCCAUUCUUACCGUCGCGGAUAACUUCGUUGAUCAGGUUCUCCAAGCCGCCUGCAAGAACGCCAAAGAACGUGGUUCUAAGGUCUUGGAGAUCCGUGAUAUUCAACUUACUCUUGAGCGCGGUUACAAUAUUCGCAUCCCAGGUUACGCCAGCGACGAGAUUCGAACAGUUCGAAAGAUCGCACCAAGCUCCGGAUGGAUCAACAAGAUGAGCGCCGUUCAAGCUGCGAAGGUCACGGGUGGGAAGGGUAGUGACUGA
Molecule: messenger RNA, 2118 nt
Organism: Sclerotinia sclerotiorum 1980 UF-70
Lineage: Eukaryota; Fungi; Ascomycota; Leotiomycetes; Helotiales; Sclerotiniaceae
Exons: 2
Coding region: 1-2118 (705 amino acids)
Biological process (GO): RNA polymerase II preinitiation complex assembly; DNA-templated transcription initiation
Cellular component (GO): transcription factor TFIID complex; SAGA complex; SLIK (SAGA-like) complex
Molecular function (GO): DNA binding; TBP-class protein binding; protein heterodimerization activity
Source: RefSeq, a predicted model, not a curated record